This is a messenger RNA of Lodderomyces theae, 9255 nucleotides long. It is a transcript of the gene VPS13, whose product is annotated as membrane morphogenesis protein. Gene Ontology annotation, biological process: protein retention in Golgi apparatus; late endosome to vacuole transport; mitochondrion organization. The record is from RefSeq and is a predicted model, not a curated record. Lineage: Eukaryota; Fungi; Ascomycota; Pichiomycetes; Serinales; Debaryomycetaceae. The transcript has a single exon. Bases 1 to 9255 code for a protein of 3084 amino acids. Gene Ontology annotation, cellular component: extrinsic component of membrane.
AUGUUUGAAUCGCUAGUCGCUAAUCUAAUCAAUAGAUUCCUCGGGUCAUAUAUUGAAAAUUUCGAUCCAAAGCAACUAAACAUUGGAAUAUGGAGUGGUGAUGUAAAACUUCGGAAUUUGAGAUUGAAAAAGGAAAGUCUUGAUGAGUUCAAGUUACCCAUCGAUGUUAAAUUUGGUCAUUUGGGUGAAUUAACCUUGCAGAUCCCUUGGUCCAAUUUGAAAUCUAAACCAGUGAGAAUCAUAAUUGAAGAUUUGUAUGUGUUGGCAUCGCCUAUAAUUUUGCAAGAUUACGACGAAGAAAGUGAAAAAAAGAGACAGCAAGCUUUGAAAGAGUCAAAAUUGAAGGAUCUUGAGGCGAUCCUUGAAGCCAAGGGAGAAGACUUGGGACGGGAUCUUGCUGACGAAACAUUUGCUGAAUCCCUUGUUAAGAAAAUUGUGGAUAAUCUUCAAGUUACGAUAAAGAAAAUACAUGUGAGAUACGAGGACCAAUCGGUUUUGACUGAAAAGCCGUAUACUUUGGGAUUGUCCUUGGAUGAGCUUUCUGCAGUCUCGACAGAUGAAAAUUGGAAACCUUCAUUCAUUGCAAUUACACAGGCUUUCACUAGGAAACUACUCACGUUGAAAAGCUUGUACUGCUACAUGGAGACCAGGGACCCUCAGUUGUAUUCCAAUCUUGACAAGGAAGGUCAAUUGAAGGAAUUUGAGUCGCAGCAUGAUUGCCAAGAGUACUUGAUGAAGCCCGUUAGCGGUAAUGGGAAACUCACCAUACACAAACUUGGGGCCACUGAGCAGCAUCCUCACUUGGAUACCAAGCUUUUUUUUGAAGAGUUUGGGUUGGAAUUGAAUGAGCAGCAGUAUGAAGAUAUCUUGUGGACGGCAUCGAAAUUUCGGUGGUACUCUAAGACAGCCAAGUUUCGUAAACUCAGACCAAAAGUGUCCGUUAAUGAGGACCCCAAAGCAUGGUUCAAGUACGCAGCCGAAUGUGUUUUGAACGAAAUUCACGAAAAGAAUUAUAGAUGGAGCUGGGAACAUUUUGCCAAGAGAAGAGACGAACGCAAAGCUUAUGUCAGGUUGUGGAAGUUAAAAUUGGAGAAAAAAUCUAAUGAAGAUGAUCAAAAACAACUUCAAGAUCUUGAACAAAUUCUUUCCUUGGAUGAUAUCAAGUUGUACCGUUCCCUUGCCAGAAGCGAGCUUAGAAAAGAAGGUAGUAAAGCAAAGCUUUACGACACUGAAACUGCACAAAAGAAUGAGCAGCAAAGUAAAGGAUGGUUCUCGGGCUGGUGGGGAGGAGGCGGAAAUAGCAGCACCAGCACCAGCACCAGCACCAGCACUAUACAGGGCGAUGAACAGCUGAAAACAAUGGAUGCAGACGGGGAGCAUAUCGAUCUUUCUCUUACAGAUGACCAAAGGAAAACUCUUUAUGAUGCAAUUGAUUAUGACGAAGAGGCGGAAAUUGCAACUGUUGACUUACCAGAUGAUUGCGUCAAGGUUCGCAUUUCAGCUGCUUUGAAUAAAGGUGGGUUGGUGGUGAAGCGAAAUGACUUGACAAACUUGGCUGACGUUGCAUUUGAAGGAUGCGAAGCGCAUUUUUUGCAGAGACCAAAUUCGUUUGUUGGUGGCUUUCAAGUAUUGGAGUUUAAAGUCGAGGAUGGAACGGGUUCUAGCAUUUAUAACCACAUUGUCAGUGUCAAACAAACCACGUCAGAUACAAAUGCAAAUACUAGUGGAUCUGGGUCCUCGACCACCCCAUUUUUCCAAAUCCAGUACGAGCAGAACCCUCUUGAUGGUUCAGCUGAUUCGAAACUAUUGGGUUCCUUAAAGUCAAUGACCAUUUUCUAUAAUGCAAAGUUUAUUGAGGAGUUGAUCAAAUUCUUUACCCCUCCAAAAAUUCACUUGGACACCGUUGGAGCUAUAAUGAAUGCAGCAGAAUCUACUGUUGAAGGGCUAACUUCUCAAACUAGAUUGGGACUCGAGUAUGCUCUCGAGGAACACAAGACAAUCAAUGUAAACUUGGAUUUGCAAACACCUUUAUUGAUUAUGCCUUUGGAUCCUUCGAGCUACAAGUCUCCCGUGGCAAUAUUAGACGCGGGCCAUAUUAACGUUGUUAGUGAUUUGGUUGAGAAAUCCAAGAUUAAGGAGUACAAAGAUAAGGAGAAGUACACUGAGGAGGAUUGGAAAAACUUGAACGAGUUGUUGUACGAUCAAUUCAAAUUUAGCUUGCAAGAUGCUCAGUUCUUUGUGGGCCAUACCAUAAAGUUGACUAUGGAGCAACUAUAUUCCCAAGAUAAGGCCAAGCCUGCGUUAAUGCUCGACAAUUUCGACGUUAAUUUCAAUCUUGGAUUGUCGAUCUUGCCGGAUGCACAAAAUUUGGCAAGGAUCAGAUUAAGCGGAAAUGUCCCUCAACUCCAAUUGGCAAUGAAUGACUUUCAAUACAAAACGGUUCUUGGCAUACUUGACGCAGCUAUCCCCAAUACCAACUUUGAGUCACUAGAUGAGUCAAGUGUUUUUGAAGCUUAUGGAAAUGAAUCUACUGGGAAUGAAAUUGAUAUUGAGGAUGAUGAUGAUGAUGAUGAUGAUGACUCAUUAGAGAAGGGCAAAAAACAGAACAAGAGUGUUCCCAAGCCUAGCAAUUCCGAGCAACAUCUUAUUGAGCUCAAAUUUAGCGUUGACUUUAUCAAGCUACACUUAUCAAGAUGCAUUGAUGGGCAUACUUUGGAAGCAGAGCCAUUAAUUGAGAUUGUGGGUAAUGCAUUGGAAUUGGACCUUUAUAAAACAGAGACCGAUCUACACUUGAAUUUGGGACUCUUGGACUUCAAUAUAUUGGAUCACAUUGAAAAGUCGGGAAAGGAGGAGUUCCAAAAGCUUCUUACUUCAAAUACAGACAAAAACUCGACGAAAAAAUUGAUGGAUGUUGAAUAUAACAGAAGGUUAAGAAUCGUGGAUUUCAAGAAUAAAAAAAUUGAAGUAUUUGAUCAAGACAUUGAUCUCCAUCUUGGUACUGUGAAAUUUGUCAUUACUCGAAAGUCACUCUUGAGUAUAUUGACAUUUUGCUUAAACACAUUUACUGAUCCUAAUCAAGACCCCACACCAGCAGAUGAAUUGAAUCAUAAUUCUGAAGAUGUGGAUGCUGCACCACAGAAAAUCAAUAUGAAUCUUGGUCUUGAGAGUGUGAUUAUGGUGCUUAAUGAGGAUGGUGUCAAGUUGGCAACGUUUCUGUUGAAUGCGGCAGAAAUUAAAUUAUUCCUUUUGCCAGAGGCAUUAGACAUGUCAGGUAGUUUGGGUGCAUUGUCGCUUCUAGAUGAGUUGGGACACGAAAAUGACACCUCACCACGUUACUUGAUACAAAUGGAUGAGAAUGAUUUAGCAAAAUUCAGCUACAAGACUUUUGAUUUGCAUGGCGAUAGACCUUCCGAGCUCAAGUUUAAUGUGAGUGCCCUCUCGAUCAAUUUUAUCGAGAGUUCGUUUGGUAGGAUUGUUAGAUAUGGUAAUCAAUUUGCGCAGAUGAAGGCCAUUUACGAUCGAACUCGGGAGGCUGCUAUAAACCAAGCUGCUCAGUUACCCAACAAGCUCAAAUUCGAUGUCUUGAUUCAAGGACCAAAAAUCACGUUUCCAGUUGAUGAAAGUGAAUCUGAUAGGGUUGUUGCCAAUUUAGGUGAAAUAUAUGCACACAAUGACUAUCAAGGUUUAUUAAAUGUGAUUUCGGUUGGUAUAAGAAACGUUCAACUAGUAUCCAACUUUCAGUUCAACCAAAUAGUGCAAGACUUGAAAAUUAUUGAUGAUUUGGAUGUCUCGUUUGAUGUCAAUUGGUCUGAAGAGUAUGUUAAAGACACUCCUACAUUUGAAAUUAGUGGGAAAAUGCCCGAGUUGGAUGUCCACUUGACCGAAUUACAAGUCAAACUGUUGACCAAGAUUUCGAACUCAGUUGCUGCUGCAUUCAAUAUAGAGGAUGAGUCGUCGGGAAUGGAUGACAUUGAAGAGGAGGCAGCUUAUGCAAAUGAGGUUUUGAAACACAAUACAAAAGUUAAACAGGGAGACGACAACGCGCCUGGUGGUAAGACGUUAGAGCCAUCUUCGUCGGCUGAAGACAUCCCAUCCGACCACAUGAUGGCAAAAAUUACAUUCGAGCUUCCUCGAAUUUCAAUGGCCCUUUAUAAUAAUACCGCGGACACAAACAACAUAAAACAAGCUCAGUUGUCUAGAUUUUCACUCAAUGAGGUCAAAGUGGACUUCAACUCGAAGCAAGAUACACUGUUUAAAUCGAACUUGGCUAUCAAGUCCUUUGUUGUUGAAGACACAAGACAACAUACAGAGAGCAAGUUUCCUGUUAUCAUACCAGCUGCUGAUGAUGUAGAGAAUCAAUUCCUGUUGCAGGUUACUUGUGAUGUAGUUGCCGAGAAAAAGAGCUUGGCGAUGAUUUUGACGGUGGAAAAGCCAAGAGCUAUAUUGGCUCUCGACUAUUUGUUUGAUUUGCAAGCGUUUGUUGAAUCAGCAAUUCCUCCAGCUGAGAAGGCACCUGUUGAAAAAGACCAACCCCGGAAAUCUGUGGUGCUGAUUCCAGAAGUGAGUGUUGCUUCUGCCCAAAACACUCAAGCACAUUUUGGAUUUUCCAUCAAUAUUGUCAAGCCAUCAAUUUUCCUUUUAGCUGAUGAUACCAAAGCUGAUACUGAAGCGAUUGCUUUUAAAGUUGAACAAAUUUCAAUCUCCAAGCAGAAUGUCGUGUCGUUGGCUACGAGCAAGAUUGGAAUGUACUUGACGAGAAUGGACAAUUAUAAAAACUCAAGGUACAGAAUAAUCGAUGAUUUUUCCAUCUCCUUUGCAUAUGAUGAUAGAAAAUCUUCCCCAGGAAAGUAUUUGGAUCAAAUUGAAGCUUCUCUUGAUCCUUUGGUGGUUAGAGUGUCUGUUAGGGAUGUCAGAUUGGGAUUGGCAAUAGUUCAACGAGUAAAUGAUUUGUAUGCCAAACAUCAAAACACGACAUCCACAACCAGCAAUGAGAAUCAACUGGUAUCGGAAAGCAUUGACGACGAUUCAUCUUCCACAGACAAUGACAAGCAAUUGGUGAAAACAGAACCCGAGCAACCUCUUGGAAAUGACGUUGUGAAGGGUGAAGAGUUGACUGCAAGUUUUGGCGGAUUGAGAUUUGUUUUGAUUGGGGAUGUGUCAGAUUUGCCUGUGCUAGAUAUGAACGUGAAUCCGUUUGAAGUAAGUGUGAAGAACUGGUCAACUGAUUUGAGUGCGGACUUGCGUUUGUCCACAUAUGUCAACAUUUUCAAUUAUUCAAAGUCUGCUUGGGAGCCAUUGAUUGAAUCUUGGCCUGUCGAAGUACAUGCUUCCAAGUCUCAGGGUCCAAAUUCAAAACUAUUUUUGGAAUGUGUUUCAAGACAAGUUGCACAAAUGACGCUCACAUCGAGAUCGGUGGCAUUAUUAUCCCAAGUGCAGUACCUUUUGAGCAGUGACGUGAAGUUGAAACCAAGGGGUGAAGACUAUCCAUUCUUGAUUGUCAAUGACACAGGUUUAGAUAUAACGGUUUGGACGAAUGGAAACAAAGCAGAUUCUGAGACCAAAAUCAAAUAUGGCGAAUCAAAACCAUGGGCAUUUGAAGAUUGGAGAAAAAUUCGUGAGAAUUUGGAUGUCAACACCGCAAACACGUUAGACAUUUCGUUUGAUAAUGGCGAGUACGAGACAAUAGAACAGAUAUCAGCUUCCAAAGAAGGGGAGGACUUGCAUGUGUUGUAUCCCGAGGUUGGAGGUGUUCACAAUAGGCUUUCUGUUUCGAUCAGUUUACGUGAAGAUAAUGUCAAGGUCAUUGCACUUAGAUCUACAAUUGUUAUUGAGAACGAUGCAGAGGUGCCAAUAAUUGUUGAAUGCUUUGAUGACGAGGAGCGGAAAGAAAUGGUGAUUGAACCAAAGAGUACACUAUCUGUGCCAAUUGGCCUUGCCUACAGUGGAAGCUUUAGAGUGAAGCCUCACUUGCACACAUCUUAUGAUUGGUCUGAGGGAGAGAUAUAUUGGAAAGAGGCGAUGAAGGGUGAGUCGUCCUUGAGAUGUCCAGCUACAACUAGGGGCGACACGUCAGUAUUCUACUUUCAAGCAAAGGCUGUUUUUGAUAAAAAUGAGCCUUUGGCGCAAGUAUACCCUCACAUGAAAUUCGUGAUCUCAGCGCCACUUGAGCUUGAAAAUUUGUUACCUUAUGAUUUUGAUUAUCGCUUGUAUGAUAAAAAUUCAAGACGUGAUUGGACGGGAAGUGUUAAGAAGGGUGUAAAGAGCUACAUUCACGUGGCAAGUUUGAAGAAUUUGUUACUCCUCAGUGUUCAACCUCGCAAUUGCAACUAUGGUAAGUCGGAAUUUGCUGUUAUCAACAAAGGUAUGCGCAGCGAUUUCCAGCGCGAAAACACUUUGAGACUCAAGGGUGAUAACACACUAAAAUUGAACAUAUAUUACCCACGAAAACAGGCAGAUAGCACAAGUUUGAAAGUGGUGAUUUACAGUCCAUAUGUGAUUUUGAACAGGUCCAAUUUGGACAUUGUUGCUAGUGAACGCGAUAAUCAAUUUGUUUCAAUGGCAAAGACUGUUGACUCUGAGCAAAUCUACCCUACAAUGUUCUCCUUCUUCAAACUCGAUGAGCGAAAGAAUAGGGCCACAAUCAAAGCGGAAGAAACGGUUUGGUCAAGACCCUUGAGUUUUGAUGCCAUUGGACAAGCCAGCGAGUUGAGACUACAACUUUUGGGCAAACAAAAGGAAGUAAACUUGGGAGUAACAAUUCUGGAAGGUGAAGGAAUUUACAAUUUAACCAAGACAAUCACAAUCGCCCCGAGAUAUGUUGUAAUCAACAAACUUCAAGAAAGUGUUUGUUUAGCAGAAGAAGGGUCAAUCAAAGAGAUAGAUGCAAGGCCGAAUGCCUUGCUCCCACUCUAUGGCUUGCGGUGUGUGGAUAAAAAGAAUUUGAUUAUGAAAUUGGGACAAGCUGCCAGGUGGUCGCAGCCAUUUUCCAUUGAUAGUGUUGGCCAGUUGUAUAUCAAAGUACAGAAAAGUAAUGUGGGGCAGGUGUUGGUCAAAGUGACUAUGCUUCUCGAAGAUGCAACAAUGUUUGUUCACAUUGAAGAUGCCGACAACGAAUGGCCAUACUCAAUCAAGAAUUACACCGAUGAGGAGUUUUACAUUUAUCAGAUCAAUCCUAAUAUCAAUGCCGAUGGUGAAAUUGUGAAAAGAGACACUGUUUACAAACCCAUUUACUAUCGUGUUCCCCCCAAAAGUGUGAUGCCAUAUGCAUAUGACUAUCCUAAUGGUAUUGUUAAGGAAAUAAUUGUGAGAGCACAUGGCCGUGAAAGAGGUGUCAAUUUAGCAGAGAUUGGUAACCUUCGCCCGUUUAGAUUGCCUUCGACCGACUCGCAGUCACAGCAAAUUGUUGACCUUAAUGUUGUUGCCGAUGGCCCCACCCAAUGCUUGGUGAUCACUGAUUACGAUCCAUCACAAAGCAUGUACAAGAUAAACACUGAGUCUCAGUCUACUUCAUCAUUGCCGUCUAACCAAGACCAGUUUGUUGAGGCGGACGUGGAAGACAAUUAUCAUACCAAGGUGGUGACGAAUUUCGAUGGUCUUGGAAUUUCGUUGAUCAACACUAAUGACAAAGAACUUUGUUACAUCACCUUGAGAGGGAUAGAAUUCCGGUACAAUGAGUCAAACUUGUACCAAAAUUUUAGUGCCAAACUUAAGUGGGUGCAGAUUGACAAUCAACUUUAUGGCGGAAUUUUCCCAAUCAUACUUUAUCCAUCUGUUAUACCAAAGACCGGAAGGGAGUUGAAUGAGCAUCCUGCACUCUCAGCAUCAGUUUGUCAAGUUAAAGAUGACUCACACGGGGUGGUAUUCAUAAAAUAUGCAACUACGCUUAUGCAAGAAUUGAACUUCGAAAUUGAUGAAGAUUUCUUGUAUGCAAUGCUUGACUUUAUUAAAUUCCCAGGAGCUUCAUGGAAUAAGGAGCUGGUGAAUAAACUUUGUGAUGAGAAUCUAGAUAUCCCAGAGCCACUGAAGCUUAGUAAUAGUAGUGACAUCUAUUUUGAGGCAUUGCACUUGCAACCCAUCCUGGCCAACAUAUCAUUUGUUAGGACAGAUAGAUUGAAUGCCGAAGACAAGACCAACAGUCAAAACACUGUUAUGUUUUUCUUAAACAUAUUAACAAUGGCAAUUGGAAAUAUCAACGAUGCACCAAUCAAGUUGAAUGCGUUGUUCAUUGAAAACAUUAGAGCACCAACGCCUAUUUUGCUAGAAUCGAUCAAGACCCAUUAUAGUCAAGCGUUUUUCUACCAGCUUUACAACAUUGUGGGAUCUGCUGACUUUUUAGGUAAUCCAGUUGGGUUGUUCAACCUCCUUUCGUCAGGUGUGAUGGAUAUUUUCUAUGAGCCUUAUCAAGGCUACGUUUUGACUGAUAACCCUCACGAGCUCGGUAUAGGUUUGGCCAAAGGUGGUCUUAGUUUUAUGAAGAAGUCGGUGUUUGGAUUUUCUGAUUCGAUUGCCAAAGUCACAGGAUCCAUUGCUAAAGGUUUGACAGUGGCAACUAUGGAUUCCAAGUUUCAAGAACGUCGUCGCUUGCAAACACGUAGAAACAGAGCUAAUCAUGCUGUUUACGGUAUCACUACCGGUGCAAACUCAUUCAUUGAGGCCCUUUCUUCUGGAAUUGGCGGUAUUGCCGCUGCGCCAAUUGAAGGUGCAGAUGAAGAUGGAGCAGCUGGGUUCUUUAAGGGAGUUGGUAAAGGGAUUAUUGGGUUGCCCACGAAAACAGCAAUUGGGUUCUUUGAUUUUGCUUCCAACGUGAGCGAGGGUAUUAGAAACACCACCACUGUGUUGGAUGGUGAGAAACUCGAAAGAAUCAGGUUACCAAGAUACAUCAACCCCGACGAAGUGAUUAAACCAUACAAUGAACGAGAAGCUCAAGGUCAAUUUUGGAUGUACAAUAUCGACGGCGGUAUCUAUUGGAACCACACUUAUUUGGCCCAUUUGUUGCUUCCUGGAGAUGAAAUGGCAGUAUUGGUGACAUUGAAGGAUAUCAUUUUGUUUGAUGUCAAAACGCUUCGUUCGAAAUGGGUUGUCAGGUUUGAUCAAGUCAAGGCUAUAUCCGUAGAAUCAACAGGAUUGACCAUUGAAUUGAAGAAUAGAAAAGGUCCGUUUAUUCCAAUACCUGAUCGAAAGAAUAGAACUUAUUUGUAUCAAAAGAUUGGAGUUGCAGUGAAGGAAUAUAACAAAUUUUGCCGAGUUACCUUAUAA